Messenger RNA from Drosophila eugracilis, 8195 nucleotides. It is a transcript of the gene e(y)3, whose product is annotated as supporter of activation of yellow protein. The record is from RefSeq and is a predicted model, not a curated record. NCBI's taxonomy places the organism in Eukaryota, Metazoa, Arthropoda, Insecta, Diptera, Drosophilidae. The coding region runs from base 740 to 6814 and encodes 2024 amino acids. The transcript is spliced from 11 exons.
GCCACACUGAUUUUCAUUUGUCGUGACGAGUACCUCGGAAUCGAAAAGAAAAAAACAUAAGCAGACAGGCGAAGCAGAGCAUACCGUUUAAUAAUGAAUGCAUAAGAACGUUCGACGCGCGCCGAGAACAAGUCUGCAUAUGAAUCGUGCGUGCGGCUCAAGUGUUGGAUAUUUUUUUUGAGGUUUGCGAGAUCUUUAAAUGCGUUGUAUUGUCCCUCCUCUGCCUUCUGUACCAUCGAAUUCGAAUCGUUAAAAGUGCGUGGAAAAGUGUACGAAACGAAACGAAACCAAUACACGGAAAGUGGGACAACGGCGACCGAGAGCGCUCGUUGCGCUUGUCACUGUCUGUGUUUCUGUUGUGUGUCGGUGUGUGUGUGUGUGCCGUCCGCUGCCGCUGGCACUGCAAGAGUGUGUGUGCGUGUGGUGCCUACUGCGGUCGAGUGCUUUAAAAUCGAAAUCGACAAAAAAAAAAACGUUUAAAAAAUGUGUUUUAUUUCUCGCCCAACAACGGCGAAUGCCUAAAAAGACACGCAUCACACUACACAGCAGCAACAACAGUCAAAGUGCAUAGAAAUAUGAACAUGCCAAUGCCAGGAAAAGCAGCCAAAGCAAAAGCAAAUCGCGAAUUGUGCACGCAAAUCAAAAGCAGGCGCUCUUCUACUCCACCAUCUUCUUUUGUCUGACUCUGAGCGACGAAAUUGCCGCAUGGCUGGCGGCCACUGGACAAUAGAAUAUAGCAAUGAAUGAUUUACGUCAGCAGCAGAUGGUAGCAGCGACAUCGUCAUCAGGAUCGGGAACAGCGGUAGAAUCGUCAGCCGCCACAUCGACAGCAGGAACAUCAGGAGCAGCAGGUCGCCUUCAGCUUAACUCAAACGCUAACUCAAAGUCAGUGGCAGCGAUCAGCACUAGCGAGGAGGAGCAGCGGGUUAGCUCCACAUCGUCGCCAGCCCAGCGAGAUCAGCAGCUGAAUGCGGAUCGGGAGCAGGAGCAGGAGCCACAGCAGCAGCGGGAGGAGGCACUGCAGCACCAGCACAUUCAGCCCGGCCAUAUAACCAGUACGACAGCGUCGCCUCCGCCGACGCAACCACAGCUGACAACGCCGUGCGACGAUGCCCCAAGCACAACUGGAGCAUCUGCAUCGGUCAGCUCAGCAUCCGGAGGAGCAGCAUCAGCAUCAAGAGCAGCAGGUGGAGCUAUGGCCGCCACCGCGCUCGAGGUAGAGGGAGAGGAGCGGGACGGACACAAGAUCAUCCUGAAGCUCUCUAAGCACGUCAACCCCAACUCAAACCCAAAUGAAUCUCAGCCGGUUGGCGAUGAGAGGCGUGUGGAGCCCUUGCGCAUCCAGUUGCCCUGCGGCGGCGGCUCUGAAGGAGGACUGGUGGCCAAGCCGCAGGAUGCCUUUGACGCGGACGCCUCCUCGUGUUCCUCAUCGUGCGCAGAGGACGAGGUGGCUAGCACUCUCGGUCAACAACUGCGGAACACACCGCACAUAGUGCCAAAAUUGACCAUCCGCGCCUCUAACGAGAAGCGUGUGGGCAGCGUGGUGCCCAAGUUGACUAUAAAGUUGCCCGAGAAUCCGGCUGCUUCCGGCUCUAACACCGGAUCGUGCUCGUCGGCAGUGAGUGGCGCUCAGUCAGCAAUGCCCGCUAAGAACGAUGCUCACCUGUCUAGCCUUUCUCCCGCCUCUGCCUCGUCUUCAUCAGCUUCGUCAUCCUCCUCUUCUUCAUCGUCGUCCUCUAUGACAGAGAUGCAGACAGUGCCCAAGCUGAUGAUUAAGACAACGUUAGCCGGAAGCAGCUGUAUUAGCAGCAGCGAGGAGCAUCCGCACCAGCAGCAGCAGAUACCAAAGUUAACCAUCAAGACGGGCGGCGGUCAGGAGCACAUGCACACGGUCAUUAUGACGCACGACCUGAAUAACGCCCAGAGCAUCCCAAAACUCACCAUCAAGACCAAGUCCAUUGAGCUGCUCGAAGACGAGUCUGGAGCCAAGAUGGAGCAACAGCUGCAGCCCCUGCCUAAGUUGACCAUUAAGAACUUAUGUUCGCCCAAGCACAAAGUGCGUGCGGUGCUUGAGGAGAAACCACUAUCGGCAACAUCCAAAUUGGCAGUCCCAAAACCCACUCCCAAUCCUAUGCCGGCUCCAAUGACAAAUGGUGGCGAGUCGAACAGCAGCAGCCAAGAGUUCUGUGGAUUCUCUGAUCCAGAUGCAGAUACGGCUGCUACAGGUUCUGACGAAGGUCGCCGGAACUCCGAUGACAUGGUCAUCGACGAUUCGCUGUCUAAGGAGCAUGACCCGAAGAUGUUUCACAAUCUAUCGCCCCUGGGAGCCAGCAACGGAAUUGUCAGUGGUGCGAGCAAGGGCAACAAGGCCGGAAAAUCUGCCCAGCCACAGCACAACGUGGUGGAUAUGGUGGACCUAACCUCGUCGCCGUCUCCUGGAUCAUCGCCUUUGCAUGUGUCCAAUAACUUUACUGGUGGGCAUAUUUCGACGAGCCUUCUUGAGUGCCUUCGGGCACAAUCUGAUGCUACUGCUGGUUUUGCGACCGGCACGGCUGAACGUGUCGUUAGUACACCCGCCUCGCCCAAUUCAAACAUCUUGCUAAGCCAGUUGACUGCGCCGGCUAAAGUCUUCACUACGACAACGCCUAAAAGCAAGUCGAAUAAGUAUCCCCAGCUAACGGAACGCCUGAUGGCCAAUGGUGGCGUCAGCGGUGGAGGAUCUGUUGUUGCAACAGAAGGCGAGGGAGCUAUUGCUCCUCUGGCGCCCGUGAAUUCCGCCCAACCCAUUAUCGAGUCCAUCGAGAUUCUGGACACGCCUGAUUGCAGUCCGAGGGAUUCUUACACGGACGAGGACCAGCCCCCAAUGCUCAACAACCAUCACCAAACCAACCACAAGCAUCCUGCGGCUCUUGGAGAAGAGCAGCAUAUGCAAAGUCAGGAGCUGCAGGAACUGGAUAACAACAACGAGAACCAUUUGAAGCGCACUAGCGGCGAGGCCAACGAAUCUCCUAGUAGUGGCAUCCCUCCCAUCAAACAAAGACGUCUGGGCAACGACGAAAACGACCAACAGUCGCAAAAUUGCCACGAUCCUGCGAGAAAGUGCAACACCAGUCCCGGCGAAUCACUGCAGGCACUGCCGCCGUCACAUCGAUCGCGCAAACAGAAGCACGAGCGCAUCCUCAACACAGAUUUGGAGGAUGCCCUCUUUCCACCCACCCAACAGAAGGCUAUUACCACGCCGGAUCAAAAUGGAGCUUUGUCCUCGGAGGUCGACGGGGAAGAGGCUAAGGCACAGGAUCCGCUGGAACAACCGCCCAUUCAGCUUCCACCGGUAGUUACGCCGGCGGGCACAGGCAAGAAAAGGGGACGGCCCAAACGGAUCCAGAACCAGAGCACAUCCGAAUCUGCGGCAGUUACACCCAAGCCCGGUACUCCACAAGAAGAAGCCAACAGUGCUGUUAAAUCGCGUCGCGUGCAAUUGCUACGCAAGCGAUUGGCCAUCGAUAUGGUAAGCGUGGGCCAGGAGCAAGCGGAUAUGACACCCAAGGGAUCGUCGGUGGGCGAGCCAAGUGCAAGGAUAGACGAAGAGAUUGCAGGCGCUCUGGAAACACCUAAGAGUCGUGAGCAUCGCCAGCUGAGAGCCACGCGGCGCACCACGACCCACAAUCCCAGCUCGAAUACCAACCUGCAACCUACUCCCAAGACCACUCGAAAGCGCCAGAGCAAGGCUAAUUCACAGCAUAGCCAGUUGCCGCCACCGACAAUGACUCAGUUCGGUAUCCCGGAGUCCGAGUCAAAUAAUAAUAAUAAUAAUAGCAGCAGCAUGUUUGUUGCCCUGACCGCGCAGAUCGACCUCACCAUGUGCUCAUCCAGCUCAUCAACUUCCUCCGGCGCUGCCGCAAUUCAGCAGGUGAUCAGUGGGAGUGGCAGCAGCUCAAUGUUACCUCCAACGACUAUUCUGUCUUCUUCGGACCCGUUGCCUGAUGUCAUCUUCCAGCCUAAUGAUUUCUCUUCAAUCAUGGUCACCCAACAGUUGCGCUCACCACGCCCUUCAAGCAUUAGCGGAGGUAGUGCCGGAGGCAGCCAGCCAGAUUCACACGAUGAGGACACCUAUAACAGUGCGCUGGACAACUCCGGAGGUAAGGAAAUAAUAAUACACCAAAUUUUUGUACCUCUAAGGAAACAUAAUAAACUUCUUGCAGACGAAUCUGUUACGACGUUACCAAUACUUUCGAUAGUGACCCCUACGCGAGGACGUGGACGUGGCAGGGGAUCGCGAGGUGGUGGGCGAAGCAGAGGUUCUUCUUCAAUAGAUCGUUCUGCCAGCGCCGGUGGCAUUGCUUCCACAACCCCAACUCAGCCUCGGGCGCCGCGGAUGAGCCGUGGAGCUAGUGCAGUAGCCAAGGCCAUCGCCAUGAAUCGACCACGCUGCGUAGGCGGGCUAAAGCACCAACCCGAUCCUGAGAGACUCAAAGGCUUGUUUAGUCCGUCACCGCAAGUUUUUGAGGAGGAUACGCGUAUGAGCGCGGAUCUUAGCAACAGCAGCCAGUCGAUGGUCAGUCUGAUGGAACCCCCGCUAACGCCGCAGAAGCAACCCGACUUCCUGAACAACGAGGAAUCACAGUCGUCCAUGGUUAGCAAUGUAAGCAUGCUUGACUCGAACCAGGGUCAGUCCGUAGACGCUAUUUUGGGCUCAGCGCUAAAACGUCCAAAGAAGAAAAAGAUGGAAAUUUGCGUGGCCGAAGACACUGACUACACCGCCUCUAGCAUUGCCGAGUACGACUGGCCGCCGCCAAAAGGUUGCUGUCCUUCGAAGAACCGAGACACCUUUAUGAUCCAAGAGCAAGUGGCACUGUAUCUGGGCAUCACUAGCUUUAAGCGCAAGUACCCCGAUCUGCCACGUCGCGCCGUCGAUAUGGAAGAGCGUAAUUGGCUGCAGGAGAAGGGAUUGGUUAGCGAAAGAAUGUGCGACUUGGGCAUCACUGCUGUUUGGGCUUCCGACAUCUUGGACAUUAUGUAUGCGGACUUCUAUGACAAGUAUGAAGAGUAUAAGGAGUAUAUUCGUCAGAAGCACUUGCGUGAGAUCGAGGCUAAGCAGAAGGCUCUCGGACUGACGGUCGGCGCCGGACGUGGCCUUCAAGCCCGUGACCGUGCCAUGCUCUCUGCUAGCAAAUGGAACGUUUAUUUUAACAAGACCCGUAAGGACGAGCGCGUGGCCUGCCUGGAUCUGCAGACAUUUACAUUGAAUCUGCCGGUGCAAAGGACGGCGCCAACAUCUACGUGCCUACAGCGUUCUAUUGUGAAUGUGGUGCGGGCAGCGGCAGAAGCGGAGAAUAUUCCGGCACCUCCCAAUCUUUUGCCGCCCCGAGUCUACGACGAGGCCUUCAGAAACAUAGACUACGCUUAUCCGCUUACGGUCGUGCCGGACCAGUUCUCUUUUGCCUAUCGCCAGUUUGCUCCCGCCGAGCUUCGGGCCUAUCCAUUGGACACGGCGCUGGACAAGCCGUCGACCAAUCUGGCGCAACAACUGCUACAGAACAGCAAUGAAGCUAUUAGCAGUGAUGAAAUCAAAAUGUCCGUUUUGGCCACGGAUCUGGAACAAGAGCAAUCUUCGUUUAAAUCUCAAAAGGCAGCGGCGCCCGUUCGUCGCAGUAGAAGGUCAGCACGCCAGCAGACAGACAAGGUUCGCACGGCCAGCAACUCUAGCACCUCAUCCGCCCAGUCGCUUUCUUCCGCGUCUAGCGGCAAUGGAAGCAGCAGUGAUACGGACAGCGGCGAUGAAAGCGACAUCAGUAGCAGCUCGAGUUUUUGCAGUUCGACUGGUGCGUCAAGUGCCGCUGGCAGCGACGACGAGGAAGGGGAUCAGUCCUCACCGUCCACCAGGCUAUCUAACUGUGGUGUCUGCCUGCGAAGUCAGCAUCGCAAUGCAAGGGACAUGCCGGAGGCCUUUAUACGCUGUUACAGCUGCCGAAGGCGCGUUCAUCCUAGUUGCAUUGAGAUGCCCCAACGAAUGGUGGGUCGCGUGAGGAACUAUAACUGGCAGUGCGCCGGGUGCAAAUGUUGCAUCAAGUGUCGGAGUAGUCAGCGGCCAGGAAAAAUGCUUUAUUGCGAACAGUGCGACCGAGGCUACCAUAUAUAUUGCCUGGGUCUCAGGACUGUGCCAGAUGGCCGGUGGAGUUGUGAACGCUGCUGUGUAUGUAUGCGAUGCGGAGCCACACGGCCAGAAGGUCUGCCACAGGUGGCCGCCCUAUCCCAGACAUCCGGAGGACCGUCGCCCAACGGGGAUCGCUCCAAGGCUUUGACGCGCGGUAAACGGCUGAAAUGGGUGCACGAGUAUCGCCUCGACCAUUUGACGAAACUGCGAGAGCACGCUGCAAUGUUCUGCGUACCCUGUGCGCGAACCAAGCCCGUUAAGCGGCAACCGGUGGCAGUAGCUGCAACAGUCCCAUCCGUUUCGGAGGUCACGUCAGCGAGCCCGGAUGCCAAUCCGAUACCAGGGCCUGGCUUGUCGACCAAUGGCGGACGCGCUCACUCGCCGGCGACGGCAAUGAGCCCAAAGGCAGCUGUUCCCGUGGCUGCACUGCCAGCCGUUUUAGAAGCCACGGCAGUGAGCACAAAUAUUGCAGGAACGAUAGGUAGACGGCAGCCGGGGAGUGCGGUUAAUAUCACAACAAUGCAGUGCAGUAGCAGCUUUAGUGGGAACGGGAUGUCUGAGGAUGCGUCGGCUGUCACGGCAGCGGGAACGGCUACUGCGUCAGCAGGAGUAACAACUGCCAAUCCCAUCGGCAUAGCUCCGCCACCGGUUGUUGCCUGAGUGGGGGUCAUACGUUAUUGUGCCAAGCGCACUCUAACGGACUUAUAGUAAGCGCCGGACGCGCCUCUCCUACACAAGCUUAAUAGCGUGUUCGUGACCACAAACCGCAGACCGCAGGUGUCAUUCAGAAAACAUACAGAUGCAUAGUAUUAAUAAAUGCGACAAAAUGAGGAACCGGAAUGGAGAAACUAUUUAAGGAUUUUUUUUUACUAUGAUUAUUCUUUAUUGUCAGUACAUCGUAUUGCAAAUGUUUUAUAUAUAUAUAUGAAUAUUCCUAUUAUAGUUAUGUUACUUAACUUUGCUAAUGUUAACAACCAAACCACAUAAAAAAAAAUCACACAUGACAAGCACCCAAAUCACCGAGUAGACCACGUUAUGCUUAAGUCUUAUUUUACGCCUAAGUUGAAUAGCCUAGCACUAAGUCACAACUUCAUUUUGUUUCUAGAGAAUUCAUUUGAAGCAUUUUAGUUCAAUUGCUCGCCUGCGCAACAAGAAUUCAGUUUUUAACUAAUGAAAAGAGAACGCUGUCUUAGCAGUGCGUCCUUGUUUGUAUUCCCGUGUCCUUGUCCAUAUCUGUAGGACUAACUGUUCCGUGUUACUGUUUAAAUUUUGAAUCGAAAUAGAGUCUAUUUCUGAGUCUAAGCCACUAUAUACUUGUGCAUCUAUAUUUUAUUUAUGUUUACACGCAAAGUGGCCGUUAUUUUUUAUAUUAAAUGUCUUAUACCCCGAAUUUUUUGAUUAUGUAUAUGUAUGUAUGUAUUUAUAAGGAGAACAGCUCUAUAUCCCAUAUUAGUAGUUAAGCAAAACCUAAGUGAGUGUCGUCUUCAUGUGCGGUAGCUGCUUGUUUUUUUUUCGUUUAGUUUCGAUAGAUUCAUAAGCGGAAAAUGGCCUUCGUUUGAUCGAGAAGGAAGCCAGUUAUACUUUGUAAUUGUAUGGCUAAGAAUGUAUUAUAAAUGUAAUUUAUGCUAACACAUACCCAACAAUCAAACCCACACACCACAGGCAAACAAAUUAUAGAAAUAUAUAUAUAUAUAUAUAUAUAUAUAUAUAUUACCAGUAACUUUAAGAUGAAAGCACAAGAACAGAUACAAUUUUGGCAAGUGAAGAUUAUUAGGAGAAAGCAAAGAUUGAUGAAAAACCAUGUGUGAAAUAUUAUUAGGCAAACAGUUCUGAUACCGCCGCAGAAUAGGUAGCGAUAAGUUUUCAGUCUACUUAACACAAAGUGGAUAUACACACGGGUCCUGCUGCAGACGCUGAAGAGACCUCGGUAAUCUACUUUUCCAUGGAAUUUAAAGCUUAAGUCCUUAUUAAGUGAAAUUAUUCUUAUGUAUACAUACUAAAUGAUUUAUUUUUAAGUCGAAUAAAACAGCAGCAUUAAUAA